Aspergillus niger is the source of this 1266-nucleotide messenger RNA. RefSeq lists its product as uncharacterized. Gene Ontology annotation, molecular function: serine-type endopeptidase activity. Lineage: Eukaryota; Fungi; Ascomycota; Eurotiomycetes; Eurotiales; Aspergillaceae. Bases 1 to 1266 code for a protein of 421 amino acids. The record is from RefSeq and is a predicted model, not a curated record. Gene Ontology annotation, biological process: proteolysis. The transcript is spliced from 2 exons.
AUGAUAAAUACAUUUAUAAAAAAGGUGGAAAAGUCAACCGAAGGCAGAGUACAGGUGAAACAGACAUCCCACCAGGAGCGAAUCAUAGACACACGAGCCGAUGAAGAGACCCAUUAUUCCCCCGGGCAUGGCGAUUCUACAAACGAGAAGCAAUAUCAUUGGGUAACUCGUAUGGAAGAGUUCCGCGAUGCGAUGCUCAAGGUGCACGAAGUUUCAAAAGAUAUAGUGGAUUUACCACGAGUCAGAGUCGCCCUUAUAGACGAUGGCCUAGAUUACAGCGAUUUUGACGUAUAUCCACACACAGAAGUGCGAGGGUUUAGCUGCUAUCCACCCAUUGGGCAGACCGAACAUCCAUGGCAUACGUCGACCAACGGGCAUGGAACAGCAAUGGCCAAUAUGAUUCUCCGAAUAAACCCGUGGAUACGUCUCCUAGUCAUUCGAAUUCAUGACGGUGUCUCCUACGCAAAUCCAAGCUCACCUUCGCGGACCAUCCACCCCGACAGUGCUGCCCACGCUGUCGAGGUUGCCAUCAAGCACAACGUCGACGUGAUUUCCAUGUCGUGGACGUUGCGAAAACGGAUUUCGGAAUUUCGCAGCUCGGAUCCCGGGUCUUUGGGGAAGAAGUCAAUUGAUGAGCCCGGAAUCGAGCGACUAGAAAAAGCUAUCAAAGAAGCGGUGGAUAACAACAUUCUCAUGGUAUGCUCUGCGGCCGACGACAUAGAACUCCUCGGAAAGGACAAUUUACCCUUCUGCGCAGCGGAGCAUAAUAUCUUUCGCAUCGGCUCCUGCAACUCGCAAGCGCAGCGAGACCCCAUCACUGAGAACAGAGAAACCAUAUCCUAUUUCCUUCCCGGAAUCCAGGUCCCAGAAGCACGACGGCCACACUCUGUUAAACCAAUCGUAUAUCACGACGGGUCCUCAAUCGCCACUGCCCUGGCUGCAGGGUCAAUAUCCAUGAUCCUCCACUGUGCUCGUUACAUGGCUCAGUGUCGAGGAUGUCAAAAUUCUUCACAGGAUGGCUCGAAUGAGAGCGAGCUUUUCAAGCAGCGGGCAGAAAGGCUUCGGAUGCAUAAGAAUAUGCAGACUGCCUUGAAUAAUAUUGUCAGAUCACAUGGAUCUGAGGAGCCUGAAGACCCAAAACAGCUUCCUGUGUAUGGCCUUUUCGCGGAGACAGCCAACAAUUUAGAGAAUGCCAUCGGGUGGCAAAAGAUUGAGAGGUUGGGGGAACUAGUGAGGUAUCUUUGUCAUAAUGUUAAGGUGGACUAG